AUGAUGCUGAGUCCAGACCAAGCCGCCGACUCGGACCACCCCAGUUCGGCGCCCUCGGACCCGGAGUCGCUGGGUGGCGCGGACGCCAAGGUGCUGGGCAGCGUGUCGGACCUGGAGCCGGUGGAGGAGGCCGAAGGCGACGGCAAGGGCGGCAGCCGGGCCGCGCUCUACCCGCACCCGCAGCAGCUGAGCCGCGAGGAGAAGCGCCGCCGCCGGCGAGCCACGGCCAAGUACCGCUCGGCCCACGCCACCCGCGAGCGCAUCCGCGUGGAGGCCUUCAACCUGGCCUUCGCCGAGCUCCGCAAACUGCUGCCCACGCUGCCCCCGGACAAGAAGCUGUCCAAGAUCGAGAUCCUGCGCCUGGCCAUCUGCUACAUCUCCUAUCUCAACCACGUCCUGGAUGUGUAG
This is a messenger RNA of Lagenorhynchus albirostris (white-beaked dolphin), 408 nucleotides long. It is a transcript of the gene NHLH2, whose product is annotated as nescient helix-loop-helix 2. Gene Ontology annotation, molecular function: RNA polymerase II cis-regulatory region sequence-specific DNA binding; DNA-binding transcription factor activity, RNA polymerase II-specific; protein dimerization activity. Gene Ontology annotation, biological process: regulation of transcription by RNA polymerase II. The record is from RefSeq and is a predicted model, not a curated record. NCBI's taxonomy places the organism in Eukaryota, Metazoa, Chordata, Mammalia, Artiodactyla, Delphinidae. The transcript has a single exon. The coding region runs from base 1 to 408 and encodes 135 amino acids.